AUGAAAUAUGAAGUGACUUUGUCUUCCUUGUUGCAGAUCCAUAACAUGGUGGCAGUGCUGGAAGUGAUCUCCAGCUUGGAGAAAUAUCCCAUUACCAAAGAGGCACUUGAGGAGACGAGACUUGGGAGGCUCAUCAAUGAGGUGAGGAAGAAAACAUCCAAUGAGGAACUUGCCAAACGUGCCAAGAAAUUGUUGCGGAAUUGGCAAAAGUUGAUAGAACCUGUAACCCAGAAUGAACCAGUGCCAAGAGGGCUGCCCAAUCCACCCGGAUCAGCCAACGGAGGGGCUCACAACUGCAAACCAGAAGCUCAGCUUCCUGCUGUGGCUGGGAAAUUGGGAAAUCGGAAAAGGAAAAGUGAACACAGGGAUGGGCAUCAGGGUCCUCCUCCCCCAAACAUCUCCAAAGCUAGUCAUGAAGUAUUACAAAACUCUUCACCCCCUCCAACAAAUGGAAUUGGAGGUAGUCCUGAAAAUUUUCCUAGUCCUGUAGACGUAAAUCUACACGUGGGGCCUGAAAGCAGCAGGACAGAACUCAGUGAAAAUGAUAAACACAGUAAGAUCCCAGUAAAUGCUGUAAAACCUCACACCAGUUCUCCAGGACUUGUAAAACCUUCAAGCACUUCCUCGUUACUAAAGACUGCAGUGCUUCAGCAGCAUGAUAAAUCAGAAGACACCCCAGGGCAGCACCAACCCAAGAGUCCUCGCUGUUCCUCCUUUAGCCCCAGGAAUGUCAGGCAUGAGACUUUUGCUCGGCAGCAUACUACGUACUCACCAAAGGAUUCCAUGCCCAGUCCAUCUCAAAGGUCUCAGUUCUUAGACACUGCACAGGUGCCAUCACCACCACCAUCCUUGAUGCAACCAUCAACACCUCCCAUGCCAGCAAAAAGACUGGAGUUCUCUCAGCAACCAGUCCCUGAGGUGUCUCAGCACUGGCAGGAGCAGCAGGUACCUUCUGAAAGCCAGCACAGGCACACAGCAGGGACACUGCAACAGCACACAGCUCCCAGCUGCAAAACCAGCUCCCACCCUGGGGAAUCUCUCAUGCCACACAUGGGCUUUUCACAGGACACUUCAAAAAUGGACAGUGAUGAUGCUGCUUCAGGUUCAGAUAGUAAAAAGAAGAAAAGGUACCGACCCAGAGACUAUACGGUCAACUUGGAUGGGCACGUGACAGAAGGAGGUGUGAAACCUGUGAGGUUAAAAGAGAGAAAACUCACUUUUGAUCCCAUGACAGGACAGAUAAAACCUUUAACACAGAAAGAUCCUUUGCAGGUAGAAAUCCCUGCACUGACUGAACAGCACAGGACAGAAACAGAAAAGCAGGAGCAAAAACCCAACCUGCAAAGCCCUUUUGAACAAACGAACUGGAAAGAGUUGUCCAGAAAUGAAAUCAUUCAGUCCUAUUUAAACAGACAGAGUAGCUUGCUGUCCUCAUCAGGAGUACAGACUCCAGGAGCUCACUACUUCAUGUCUGAGUAUUUAAAGCAGGAGGAAAGCACUAGAAAAGAGGCUAGAAAGACUCAUGUUCUAGCUCCUAACAGCAAACCUACAGACUUGCCUGGGGUCACAAGAGAGGUCACAAGUGAUGACCUGGACAGGUUAUGUGAACAGAACUGGCCGGGCGCGAACGGUUGUUAUGACACACAGGGUAACUGGUAUGAUUGGACACAGUGCAUAUCUUUAGAUCCACACGGGGAUGAUGGUAGAUUGAACAUCCUGCCUUAUGUCUGCCUAGACUGA
Molecule: messenger RNA, 1740 nt
Organism: Chaetura pelagica (chimney swift)
Lineage: Eukaryota; Metazoa; Chordata; Aves; Apodiformes; Apodidae
Gene: MED26
Product: mediator complex subunit 26
Exons: 3
Coding region: 1-1740 (579 amino acids)
Biological process (GO): regulation of transcription by RNA polymerase II; positive regulation of gene expression
Cellular component (GO): nucleus; core mediator complex; mediator complex
Molecular function (GO): transcription coregulator activity
Source: RefSeq, a predicted model, not a curated record